AUGCCGCGCGCAGUCCGAGGCUUGCUCAUCGAGUGCGAUCCCUCGAUCAAGGCGAUGAUCCUGAAAUACGACGAGGAGCGCCACGACUACAUUGUGGAAGACCUAGACGAUGAAAAUCAUUUGGUCAUCAAGGAGAGCCAGCUGCAGAACCUGAAGGCCCGCUUGGAUCAGGACCUCGACGAGAAGAUCAUGCAGCUGGAGGAGUCGGAGUCGGAGUAG
Molecule: messenger RNA, 219 nt
Organism: Penicillium lagena
Lineage: Eukaryota; Fungi; Ascomycota; Eurotiomycetes; Eurotiales; Aspergillaceae
Gene: tfb5
Product: TFIIH complex subunit TFB5
Exons: 3
Coding region: 1-219 (72 amino acids)
Biological process (GO): transcription by RNA polymerase II; nucleotide-excision repair, preincision complex assembly; nucleotide-excision repair
Cellular component (GO): transcription factor TFIIH core complex; transcription factor TFIIH holo complex
Source: RefSeq, a predicted model, not a curated record